This is a messenger RNA of Prorocentrum cordatum, 360 nucleotides long. Lineage: Eukaryota; Dinophyceae; Prorocentrales; Prorocentraceae. The record is from the annotation of a GenBank genome assembly.
AUGGUCCAGGCUCAUUCAAAAUAGCGAGCAACAGAACAAGGCCAUCUACGAUCAUCGGAAGCGGCGAGGCAGAGCGCGUCCCAGACUGCGCACGGUGCGACACGAGGGGACGCGAGGGAGAGGGGGCAGGACGGAGGGCAACGAACACGGAGGGCGAAGACAAAGGCCGAGGAGGAGGACGAGGAGGACGAGGAGGAGGACGAGGAGGAGGGCGGAGUCCAGGAUGAGGUCGGAGCGCGUCACAGACUGCGCUCGUGAAGGGCCUGACGACUUCUGCUGCCCCUCGACCCGCGCUGCAGCUGCCACGGCUCGCCCUGGCUUGCUUGGACAUCGGGCCCCAAGACGUGCGACGUCCUGAUU